Messenger RNA from Gracilinanus agilis (Agile Gracile Mouse Opossum), 2350 nucleotides. It is a transcript of the gene EIF4EBP2, whose product is annotated as eukaryotic translation initiation factor 4E binding protein 2. The transcript is spliced from 2 exons. Lineage: Eukaryota; Metazoa; Chordata; Mammalia; Didelphimorphia; Didelphidae. The annotation marks the transcript as partial. The record is from RefSeq and is a predicted model, not a curated record. Gene Ontology annotation, biological process: negative regulation of translational initiation. Gene Ontology annotation, molecular function: eukaryotic initiation factor 4E binding. Gene Ontology annotation, cellular component: cytoplasm.
UCUCUUACCCACCCCAUCUCUUUUUUAGGAACUCGAAUCAUCUAUGACAGAAAAUUCCUGUUGGAUCGUCGAAAUUCUCCCAUGGCUCAAACCCCACCUUGCCACCUCCCUAAUAUUCCAGGAGUCACCAGUCCUGGUGCCUUGAUUGAAGACUCCAAAGUGGAAGUGAAUAAUUUGAACAAUCAUGACAGGAAAUCUACUGUAGGGGAUGACGCUCAGUUUGAGAUGGACAUCUGAUCAGUCUCCAGAUGACAGGAGAAGCAGCAGCUCCAACACCUGCAUGGACCUGAUUUGACCAAUAGGAUUGAGAACUGAAAAGACAGAAGAGGCAGUAGCAGCAUUCUCCAUUGCAGUCUCCACCUCAUCCUCCAGGUGCCAAAGGAUAAGAAGACUAGCUCCCCUUCAUUGACUUUUCUCUUUUGCUCCGGUGUCCCUUACCCCAUUUGGACUGAAUCAAGGCCCCUAGCAUAUUUCUACAGCGAUGAGCCUGUGUAGGAAGGGAGCCGAAUCUCCGCCCUCCCGGCCAUCUUUCCAGCACGGUGGAAAGCUCACUUCCACCCUAGGCUGGAUGCCAGUUACCAACUACUACAGGGCUGGGGAGGGAGAUACACGUAGGUUUGUCGAAUACAGCAUUAUCCAUUUCUCUUUCCCUUUGCCCUCCUCCUGCCCCUCGAGCUUCAGGACUGAGUAGUCAGAAUGCAGGUUGCUGGUGUUUUGACUUUCAGAGCUGUCAAGAGUGGGAGGGGACACGAGUUGCUAGUUACCUUGACCUCUGGUACCCCUCGAGGGAAGAGCUCUCUCAAAUGCUUCUGUGAAACCUGGGUUCUUACUACCCGGCCUGUAAUGCUCUGUGGCCCAACACCUGUCUAUUCCUUCUACCUUUUUUCCUUUGGGGAAGCAUGUCCUCCGCCUGGGACAUUGCCUCACCUUACUGUCCUUUCCCCUUAUGUACCUGUUGGAACAAAACUUUUUUAAACUUUGUACUUCAAGGGCAGGGAGCCGUUAUUAUCCAGCUUUGGUGCCUCUUCUCUUACUCCUCCCUGAAAUUCCUGUCUGCAGAAACUAAUUUCCCUUGUUCUUCUCGAAUGUCCUCCAUCAGCACCAAGAGCAGGCAGCGUUGGGCACCUACUUCAUUGUUGUUCUUUCUUUGAUUCUAGAUUGAAACUUGAAAAAUGACCUCUUCCGAGUUGGCUUGGAAUACAUUUGGAGACCUAGUCUCAGUAGUCAACUUCUCUCUCAGGUGGGCAAACGAGCUUUCCAUUCUUUCUGUUGCCCUGGCUUCACUGUCUCUUGGAUUCUACAAACAAGAAUUGGGGGUAGAAUUUGAGACUGGUCUUAGAAUUGACCCAGACUUUCUCCUUGUGUAGUAAUGCUUUCUGUGGCUGACAAAUGUAGAACUGGAGAUAAACAUGGGCUUAGUUUUAUCCUUGCUGUCUUUCUGUUCCCUCCCUUUCCCAAGCUUCCCACUGUACUCUGUUGUUUCCCUGUAUUUUCUUCUUUCUCUGCCAGUCUGUUUUGUAGCCUGACAUCAAAAGGUACCUUGAUCUGAGUUGGUAUCUGAUAACAUCAACACUCCUAGGUUAGGAGUGAACCUUUAUUUUUAAGAUGACUACAGACCUAUUUUCUAGAAACAUUUUCAGUCAAAUUCUGAACAGCAACUUUUUCAUUGAACAUCUUCCAGUAUCAGGAAGGUGAGAGGUCUCUGUGGAGUAGUCUUGCUGUUCUUAUGCCAUCAUCUUCUGUUUUUGCCCAAUACUUUUUGAUUUAUACUUUUGUACUUUUUUCCAUAACUGUGUGUGUGCAUGUUUAGGGUUUGUAGUGAGUAAUUCUGUAUAACUAGAUCAUUCUGCCUUGCGCUUUGCCUUUCCCUUUUCCUUGGCUCUAAACAAAUAGUUGGUUUCCCUUUGGAUCCCAGGCUCCUCUGAUUACUGCCUAUUACUGUCCCCGCCCUUCCUUCCACUGAACUCUUGGCUUGUGUGAUUGAAUUUCUUAGCAUCCCAGGUUCUGAUAACUGAGAGCUCAGUUCCCUGGGUAAAAGUCACAAGCCUGUACAGCUUUCUAAAAGCUAUUUGUUUUCAUUCUGAGCUAUGAAAAGUCCCUGAUGGUGAAUACAUUUUCACAGGAGACAGAAAAAUUUCUUAGGAACUUGAUUCUGUUCUCUACUACAAAAUGGGAAUAGUUAAAGGAAUAGAAACCUUUGGACAUUGUCAGUGUUUCUCAGGAAUAAGCUGCAUGGGUAGCUUUUAGGGGAUGUUUGCAUUGUAAAAAUUUGGAGCUGAGAAGAGUGACCAUACCCCCCCCCAAAAAAAAAUCCUUAUCUCCACCUUAGUUCUAAUUAAAUUCCUCCAAA